Sphenostylis stenocarpa is the source of this 1251-nucleotide messenger RNA. NCBI's taxonomy places the organism in Eukaryota, Viridiplantae, Streptophyta, Magnoliopsida, Fabales, Fabaceae. The record is from the annotation of a GenBank genome assembly.
AUGGGGUCUCCAAUGGCCUCUCUCACUCUCACUACUCUUGCAUUAACCAUACUCUCUCUCACCUUCUCAUCUCCAUCAUUGGCUGACAAUUACAUCUACUCAUCUCCACCACCACCACCGUCGCCUUACUACUACCACUCUCCUCCACCACCAAAGCACUCACCUCCUCCUCCAUACUACUACCACUCUCCUCCACCUCCUAAACACUCACCUCCUCCUCCUUAUUACUACCACUCUCCACCUCCACCAAAGCAUUCACCCCCUCCUCCCUAUUACUACCACUCUCCACCUCCACCAAAGCACUCUCCUCCUCCUCCUUACUACUACCACUCUCCACCACCACCCAAGCACUCUCCACCCCCUCCUUACUACUACCACUCUCCACCACCUCCUAAACACUCACCUCCUCCUCCCUACUACUAUCACUCUCCACCACCACCACCAAAGACGCCAUACAAAUACUCAUCUCCUCCUCCUCCACCAUACAAGUACCCAUCUCCACCACCUCCAGUCUACAAGUACAACUCUCCUCCACCCCCAGUUUACAAGUACAAGUCUCCUCCUCCUCCCUACAAGUACCCAUCUCCUCCUCCUCCACCAUACAAGUACCCGUCACCACCACCUCCAGUCUACAAGUACAACUCACCUCCACCCCCAGUUUACAAGUAUAAGUCUCCUCCUCCACCUUACAAGUACCCAUCUCCUCCUCCUCCACCGUACAAAUACCCAUCUCCACCACCCCCAGUCUACAAGUACAACUCUCCCCCACCACCAGUUUACAAGUACAAGUCUCCUCCACCACCAGUUUACAAGUACAAGUCUCCUCCUCCUCCAUACAAGUACCCAUCUCCUCCACCUCCACCAUACAAGUACCCUUCUCCUCCACCACCAGUAUACAAAUACAAUUCUCCUCCUCCCCCAGUUUACAAGUACAAGUCUCCCCCUCCUCCCUACAAGUACCCAUCUCCUCCACCUCCCCCAUACAAGUACCCUUCUCCUCCACCACCAGUUUAUAAGUACAACUCUCCUCCUCCACCAGUUUACAAGUACAAAUCUCCACCACCACCGUACAAGUACCCUUCUCCCCCACCCCCACCAUACAAGUACCCGUCUCCACCACCCCCAGUCUACAAAUACAAAUCCCCUCCACCCCCAGUUUACAAGUAUAGCUCUCCUCCUCCUCCUGUCCAUUCACCACCUCCACCACACUACAUCUACGCAUCCCCCCCUCCUCCUCCAUACCACUAUUAG